CAGAGUUUGCAUCGGUACAAAUGGCCGUCUCUCCGUGCCGUCCAACAAACUGCAUCACUACCGGAAUCUUCGAGACCGGUACACCAACUGUACUUACGUCGAUGGCAACCUGGAGAUCACAUGGCUCCAGAACAAUACCUUCGACCUCAGCUUCCUCCAGCACAUACGGGAGGUCACCGGUUACGUGCUCAUCAGUCACGUGGACGUGCGCAGGUUCGUCCUCCCGAGCCUACAGAUCAUCCGUGGCAGGACCCUUUUCAAACUCAAUAUACACGACCACGAAUUCGCCCUCUUCGUUACGAUGUGUCAGAUGCACAACCUGGAGAUGCCAUCCCUUAGAGAUAUACUCAAUGGGAGCGUGGGCAUGUACAACAACUACAAUCUCUGCCACAUCAAGACUAUCAAUUGGGAGGAAAUAAUCACAGGCCAAGGAGGACGAUAUUUUUAUGUGUAUAAUUUUACAACACCGGAACGCGGAUGUGCAGCAUGUGACGAAAGUUGUGAGCAAGGCUGCUGGGGCGAAGGUUCGGAGAAUUGUCAGAAGUUCUCGAAAACGAACUGUUCGCCUCAGUGCUGGCAGGGCAGGUGCUUCGGUCCUAAUCCACGCGAAUGUUGCCAUCUUUUUUGCGCGGGUGGUUGUACCGGUCCCAAACAGAGCGACUGCCUUGCCUGUAAGAACUUCUUCGACGAUGGCGUGUGCACGCAGGAAUGUCCGCCUAUGCAAAAAUAUAAUCCAACAACAUAUUCAUGGGAAACCAAUCCGGGCGGAAAGUACGCGUACGGGGCGACUUGUGUAAGACGAUGUCCGGAACAUCUUUUAAAGGACAACGGUGCAUGCGUGAGAUCCUGUCCACCGAAGAAGAAAGCAGUGAAUGGCGAAUGUGUUCCCUGUGACGGUCCUUGUCCAAAAACCUGCAAAGGUGUGGAGAAAGUGCAUUCUGGUAAUAUCGACACCUUCAAGGAUUGUACCAUCAUCGAAGGAUCCAUCACGAUUCUGGAUCAGAGUUUCGAAGGUUUCCAACAUGUUUUUCCAAACUACUCAUUCGGCAAACGAUUCGACAAGAUGCAUCCUGAUGAAUUAGAAGUCUUUAAAACAUUGAAAGAGAUUACGGGUUACCUUAAUAUUCAAGGAGAUCAUAAAGAUUUCAAGAACCUUUCGUAUUUUCGGAACCUCGAGGUGAUUGGAGGUAGAACGCUCACGGAAUAUUUCGCAUCGUUAUACAUCGUCAAGACUUCUUUGAUAUCCUUCGGUCUUAGUUCCUUGAAGAAGAUUUAUUCCGGCUCGAUCGCUAUUCUGGAGAACAAAAAUCUAUGUUACGCAGAAAGUAUCAAUUGGAACAGAAUUAAGAAAUCAUCCGAACAUGAAAGUCUCUUAUCAAAUAAUCGAAACGAGACCGAAUGCAUUGAGGAUGGCCUCAUAUGUGACGAGCAAUGUUCAGAUGAAGGAUGUUGGGGACCGGGACCAUCACAAUGUUUGUCGUGUAAGAACGUUAUUUUAGGGAACGACUGUCUUGAAGAUUGCAAUGCGCCAGGGAUUUAUCAAGCGGACAAUAAAACUUGUAAGAUGUGUCACGAAGAAUGCGACACAUCUUAUAGCUCCUGUACCGGUCCUAAUGCCGACCAAUGCAUUAAGUGCAAACACGUGCGAGAUGGACCAUUCUGUGUGCCAGAGUGCCCAUCCUCGAAGUACAAUGACAACGGCCAAUGUAAACAGUGUCACGAGAAUUGCGUAGGCGGUUGCAAGGGACCGGAGAACAACAUAGGCGCCAACGGAUGUCAUAGUUGCGAAAAGGCAAUUAUGAAUGACGAAGUACCAGAGAGAUGUUUGCAGAAGAGAGAACCGUGUCCCGAUGGACAUUAUUACGAGUGGGUUGAUCAGUUGGAGCAAGGUCUUUUAAAACCUCUUGCCGGAAAAGCUGUCUGUCGCAAGUGUCAUCCACGUUGCAAAAAAUGCACAGGAUACGGCUUCCACGAGCAAGUGUGUCAACAAUGCACCAAGUAUAAGAAAGGAGAGCAAUGCGAAGAUGAAUGCCCUGCUGAUCAUUUCGCGGAUGCUGACACGCAGCAAUGUAUAUCGUGUUUCGGAGAAUGCCGAGGAUGCUUUGGACCAGGCUCUAAUCAGUGUUACAAAUACCGGAAUUAUAAAAUUUACAUUGAUAGGAUAGACGACUCUGAUGAUAAUACAACAUCCUUUAAUUGCACGGAGACCUGUCCACCAGAAUAUCCUCACAAGAUCUUUCCUCCUGACAGCGAACCGUACUGCUCCGUAGAAACUAUAGGCCUCGGUUAUCAAAUGGAAAACGAUUUUCAUCCAGCAGUUUGGGGUGGCAUUGGGAUCGUAUUAGUAGUGUUUAUUAUUAUCAUCAUUGUUUUACUGUAUUUAUGGCGAAUAAGAACGAAAGCUAAGGAAAAUACAGUGAAGAUGACGAUGGCUUUAACUGGUUUGGACGACAAUGAACCGCUUCGACCGACAGGUGUGAAACCAAAUCUCGCUAAACUACGAAUCAUCAAGGAAGAAGAGAUGAGAAAGGGCGGUAUAUUGGGUUACGGAGCUUUCGGCAAUGUGUACAAAGGCGUCUGGGUACCUGAAGGAGAGAACGUAAAGAUCCCAGUUGCUAUAAAGGUUCUUCACGAUGGUACGGGUGCGAACACAUCCAAAGAAUUUCUCGACGAGGCUUACAUUAUGGCUAGUGUCGAACAUCCGAAUUUACUGCAAUUACUUGCAGUAUGCAUGACGUCGCAGAUGAUGUUAGUGACUCAGCUGAUGCCUCUAGGCUGUCUACUGGAUUUUGUACGCAGGUACAAGGAUAAAAUCGGUUCGAAACCAUUGUUAAAUUGGUGCACGCAAAUUGCGAGAGGUAUGGCCUAUCUAGAAGAGAGAAGAUUGGUUCACCGAGAUUUGGCAGCGCGAAAUGUCCUCGUCCAAACUCCAAAUUGCGUGAAAAUCACUGAUUUUGGUCUUGCUAAAUUAUUGGAUAUUAACGAGGAACAAUAUAAGGCUGCAGGUGGAAAGAUGCCUAUCAAGUGGUUGGCAUUGGAAUGCAUUCAGCAUAGAGUAUUUAAUCAUAAAUCGGAUGUGUGGGCCUUUGGGGUGACCAUUUGGGAGGUCCUCACCUAUGGUGGUAGACCGUACGAAAAUGUUUCUGCUCGAAAUGUGCCGGAAUUAUUGGAAAAGGGCGAAAGAUUACCACAGCCCGCGAUUUGCACGAUUGAUGUAUAUAUGAUUAUGAUUAAGUGUUGGAUGCUUGACGCUGAAUCCAGGCCUAGCUUCAAAGAACUGGCAGAGGAUUUUGCAAAAAUGUCCAGAGAUCCUGGUCGAUAUCUUGCCAUUAAAGGAGAUAAGUACAUGAGACUGCCUUCGUAUACACUACAGGACGAAAAGGAGAUGAUUCGAAAUCUUGCAUCAGCGAUGGAUGGUCCUGAAACUCUGUUAGAUGCUGGUGAGUACCUACAGCCUAAAUCGCGGGCUCCACUUCCACCCACAAUUUCCGCAUCAAGUACUUCGGGUUCGCCGCCAAUUACACCGGUAAAAUCGUGCUGGCCGAACGGUAAGCCGCUCGCCGCUGAUUCUCCGACGCCACAAAAUCAACAAAACUGGGACAGAGAACUUUUGAGGUAUGGAAAUCAUGAGAGUGGAAACGCGUCGCACGAGGCCGGCAAUUCUGGUCAACGCGCGCAUUACGCACAUCCCAAUGGUCACUGUGGACACGUCGCAGGGUCAGAUAGCUCAAGUUCGAGAUAUUGUUCGGAUCCAUUGAAGAUGGUCGGUGUUAGAGAUUGCGAUGUGACGGAUGAUUGUUUCAAUACGAACGUCGUGCAACAGCAAGCUCAAGUUGGAAACUUGAAACUAGAUUUGCCAAUAGAUGAAAAUGAUUAUCUCGUGCCGACGCCACAACCGUCAGUCAACGCGACGCAAUAUAUAGAUCUCAUUGGGGAUUCUAAGCCAACAGAAUCCGAAACAAAGCGAUUGAACAAUGGCUUCCGAAAAUAUCCAGACUUUCUAGCGAUUCAGGGGAAGACGUCACUAGACAAUCCGGAAUAUAUAAUGUCACAGGACGAAGGUCCGCUCACGCCACAGACUUUGGGUAUUCCUACACCGGACUUGGACAAAGUCCUGCCAAAUGGUGCCUUCGGGUCUCAAAUUAGGCAACGAAGUUCCGAAGAAGAAUCGGAUCACGAAUAUUACAAUGAUUUUGAUCGAUUGGAACGGGAAUUGCAACCGCUGAAACCUUUUAGAAAGAACGAAACGACGGUGUGAUUUUAGUGAUGCUAUCGAGGAUACGAAAAUAAUUCAAGAGUCUGAUAGUAUCAGGAAAUCAUAUUGAUGAAACCUUUCCUGGGACAAAAGCUGAAUCUUGAAAGGAAAAGAAACAUUGCUUUUGCAUUAAAAUGCUUUAUUAUUAAAGCCUCGUCUGACAGCGUUACAGUUACUCAAUUUCCGAGUACAGGACACAUUGUACUUAUAAAGGACACUUCGCUCAAGUGCCGCGCUCGAUUGUGAUUAGACGUAAGCUAGAGACUCGUACGUAUUACGAAAUAUAAAUAAAACGAAAGAGACUAUAAUGAUGUAAUGAAAAUAUAAAUCGUGCGAUGAUGAUAUUCGCGAACAAGUAGUGCAAAGAUAUUCUUAAUGUGCCAUUUGUGGCUUGUAAAUAAAUUACUUUUCGUACUAGCUUUUGAGGAUGUAAGAAGCAUUCUAGGACUUAAUUCGCAACGACAGCGUCAAUAUUGUCUUUGCUUAACAGUUUUUCUUCAGAUCCGUAUUAAGGCAUUUUGUCCUUGCCAUUGCAAACAAAAUAUAUAGUCCUUAUACAUAUAAAAUGGUUGAAAAUGUAGAAAACGACACAUAUAAAUAAUUUUAUUUCUUUGAUUAAAUCUGUUCUACAUUUGUCUUUGUAAUAAUGAUUCUGUGUAUUAUUACGGUCCAAAUUCUUUAAAAUUACGUAGAUCUUCAUAGACUGUAUAAACUUAAACACGUCUCACUUUUCUCAUUACUCACUUUUAUAAAGAUAUCUAUGCACCCUCUAAAAGCUACCCAUUCAGCACAGAUCAUUCCAUACGGUAACAUCGCAUUACAGCAAUGUUGCAAGCUUCUGCGCUAUGGGUAAUAUUCACAAUGACGAUAUUUUUCAAUAAACUCUUAAAAAUACAGAUCAAAUUUUACAAUUGAAAGAUUAUAUCGCAAAGUAUAAACAAAAAUUAAAGUUGUCCACAGCGAUCACUUGCGAACUUUGAAGAGAUUCAUGGUCGUUGUUGAAACUUUAAUGGCAAAAACGGUUUUAGGCAUUUUUGAGCGGAAUACUUGAAAUGUAUCACAGGAAAUCGCUCAAUACAUUUUACAUUACAUACGUGCUAUUUUAAUAUUUUUUAUUCGAUUUCUUUUCUCAAAUACAGAACAAACUA
Molecule: messenger RNA, 5403 nt
Organism: Trachymyrmex cornetzi
Lineage: Eukaryota; Metazoa; Arthropoda; Insecta; Hymenoptera; Formicidae
Gene: Egfr
Product: epidermal growth factor receptor
Exons: 11
Coding region: 302-4258 (1318 amino acids)
Biological process (GO): negative regulation of apoptotic process; positive regulation of kinase activity; positive regulation of cell population proliferation
Cellular component (GO): signaling receptor complex; plasma membrane; basal plasma membrane
Molecular function (GO): transmembrane receptor protein tyrosine kinase activity; ATP binding
Source: RefSeq, a predicted model, not a curated record